This is a messenger RNA of Pseudovirgaria hyperparasitica, 2219 nucleotides long. RefSeq lists its product as uncharacterized. NCBI's taxonomy places the organism in Eukaryota, Fungi, Ascomycota, Dothideomycetes, Acrospermales, Acrospermaceae. The transcript is spliced from 3 exons. The record is from RefSeq and is a predicted model, not a curated record. Gene Ontology annotation, molecular function: metal ion binding. The coding region runs from base 435 to 1946 and encodes 503 amino acids.
UCGCCUCGUUUCACCGGGCCCAGACGUGUUUGUGUGCGCGCACCUAUCGUCUGUAAUUUCGUAGUCCAACACAUCUUCGUGCGGCCUCAUGUUUAGAUAGACAAGCCAUCCUUCCUCGCCAAACCACCUGUAAGAAGUCGUGCUGCAUUACUGAGGCUGUUCUGCCACCGACUCUCGUGAAGAGCGUUACCCAUAUUUAGCCGCCCGCAGACGUUUUCUGGCUUCUGAAUUCCUUUUCUCGUCACCGUCGCAGGCGUAACUCUGUCCCGACUUACUUUUUUUUAUUUCACUGAAUUCUCCACGCACUUUUCGUCCCACCGUCGUCCUUCGACCCUUUCUUCUACCUGCUACAACUCUGCGCUCUCAUAAAUCAUCCAAGUGUCGUUGUUCCCGUCGCUACUGCAUACACGCUUCCUUCGCUGAGGGAAGACAUCAUGCCUUCCUUAGCGAACUCGCCUGCGCGCAGCGCAUGGAAUAAUGGCAGCUCUUCCAGCCCAUCCGAAGCCCACAAUCCCGUCAGAAGCCCAAGCGCCACGUCGCCCGAGAGCCUCUAUGAGCGACUGGCACGACUGGAACAGUAUGAAAGUGAAAGAGCCCAGAGAGUGCAUAUCUACGAGACGGAGAGAUCUCAGUUACUCAGUGCAUUUAUAAGAAACUGUCUUAACGAGAUUGAAGAUAUUAAGACGAGAAGUGCCACUUUGACUGAAUACGCACGCCGCGAAAGCAAAGUUGUUACACUCAUAGACGGCAACGGGCUACCGUUCCAAGAUGGUUUUGUUCAGGCUGGUGGUCAGGGAGGGAAGCCAGCGGCAGAAGCCCUCUGCGAUGGCGUCUCUAGAUUUGUGCAGCACUUACGAGAUCGACUUCCACACAAUCUGCGGGAUGCUAUUCCAACCGUCAACGAGAUGAAAUAUGUAGUCAGGAUUUACGUCGACACCCAAGAUCUUGCUGAGACUUGUUUGGCUGCUGGUAUUGUCAAUAGCAUCGCAGACGUUCGUGAUUUUCUGUAUGCCGUUGGGAACUCUGUCGAAGAUUUUGAGGUGAUUGACAUUGGCUCCGAUCGAACUCGGGUGCUCAAGAAGAUCUCAGAAGCAUUCAAGAGUUAUGCUAGUGAUCAUAUGUGCCAACAGAUCUUACUCGGAUGUGCGCACGACUCAAGCUUUAUUCAUAUUUUUGACCACCUUGCGAACACAGGACUCGAUUCAAAAGUCACAUUGAUUGAAGGCCCUCCUUUGGCAAGUGAAUUUAGAUCCCUACCUUUCGCCACAGAGAAGUUUGCGGGAGUAUUUCGUGACGCAGGGUUUGCAACUGGCAAGCAUAAACUGCAACUUUUUGGAAAUGGCAACGGGUCAUUCGCUUCCGGCAUAAGCACUUCUCCAGGCCUGAUGGACGAAAGGAGUGACUCCAGAGCAGCAUCGUUCUCUUCUUCGGUCGCGACGCCAAGCAGCACGGUUACAACGCCCGUAUUCACAUGGGCAUCUGCGGCGAAACAAGCUGCGAUCUUACCUGAUCGCACUUCAACACCUCCUCCGAAGGCUAUAGCUCUCGCGCCCGGCACCAUCCCUCGCAACAGAGCCGGGCAGAGAGUUGAUCCAAUCUCCCGUACGUAUGACAAGAAAGAGGUGGACAGAGUAAAGGAGAUUAAGAUGUGCAACGUACACUUCCUCCGACAGGAAUGUCGCUAUGGAAAGGACUGUACUCACUAUCAUGACUACAAGCCAACCCAAAGUGAGCUUGGGACGCUGCGACUCGUGGCUCGUAUGGCGCCAUGUAGUUACGGCAGCGCGUGUGAAGAUUUGAAAUGUAUUUACGGCCAUCGAUGUCCUGCACCUGCGAAGAGCGGCGCCUGUGGAGGGAAAAAUUGCAUCUUUGGCGAAGAUUGUCGGUUCCCCGUUGAGCUGCAUGGCAUUGAUACCACGAUUGUUCGAUCUGUAGUGGUUCGCUGACGUCGUUGGGAUUAUCUGCUGUCAUACUCCAAGACUCUUAUUAUCUCUCGAACUGUAAUUUGACAGAUACCCAAACACUUGUAGUAGCCACAAAUUGACUUUCACGCAUGGGGCUGAGGCUGGGGGCCUGGCGCAUCUUAAUACCAACACUGCAAACAAUUUGGGCAGCAGUAUACAAAAAUACAUCUUAGACCCGCCACUCCGCAUUCCGAAUUGGUUGCUGUAGAUAACGAAAAAAGACCGUUCAUCUCCGGCCAAUCUAAAAGACGAAUA